This is a messenger RNA of Prorocentrum cordatum, 1533 nucleotides long. Lineage: Eukaryota; Dinophyceae; Prorocentrales; Prorocentraceae. The record is from the annotation of a GenBank genome assembly.
AUGGCGAUGGUGCUGAUGCUGGAGCUCGCCGAGCUCCACAGCCUGCGCACCCUGGCCUCCAAGAUGGGUGACGCCUGCUUGGAGCGCCGAUGCCAGCAGGCCAUCGCCAAGCUCGAGUCCCCCCCCGCCGCCAAGCCGCUGGCGGCCCAGCUGUCCAGCGUCACGUUCGCCAGAGAGAGGCACGUCAGGAAGCUCGGUGCGGCCAUCUCCCAGCCCGACAAGCUCGAGAAGGCGGCGGAGGAGCAGAGGGACCACAUCGAGCAGCUCAGCAUGCAGCUGGAAGAGUUCUACAGGCAGCACGACCUCGUUCUUGCGCAGCUUCACAAGCCCAAGGACAAGGCUGCCGAGCCCUCCGAGCCCGUCCUGGCCCUGGGCUCUCUCCUCGACGGCUCGUGCGACACGAUCGAGGUUGAUAUGGGCUCCAUCUUCGAUUUCGGCGAUCUGGAUGUGCCCCGAGAGGAUAAGGAGGUGGUGCAGCGACGCCAACUGGAGCUGGAGGAGCAGAUCGCGACCAUGGCCAGAGAAGUGUUCCAGAGGGCUGCCGACGUCGCGAAGGCGGUCAAGAAGCAGCAUCAGGAACACGCGGAGCGCAUGGUCAAGAAGAGGCGCGGCGGCGCAGCCGCAGGAGCGGGAGGUGCUACCGCCGCCGCCGACAUCGGGGAGCCAGCCGCCCAGACCGUCUACAAGGGCGGCGGCGACGGCUCCCCCUCCACUGGCGUUGCCGACUCGGGCGCGGCCCCUGGCGCCGACGGCCAGCGCGCCAGCGUGCAGACCAGAGCCGCCCAGAUCCCGGCCAAGCGCUCGGCGGCGGCGCGCAAGGGCGCGGGGCGCCCUGCGGCCCCCGCCCCCGGGGCCCGAGUCGGCAGAGGAGGCGAGUUGCACGGCACUGGCCCAGCACGCAGCGGCUCGGCCACAGAUUCCUUCAGCAGUAUCACGGAGUGGGGCCCGAAGUCUCUUGGCAUCCUGGGGGCCCAGGGCAGACAGUACAAUGCAGUGCGUUUCGUCGAGAUGCACAAGAAGGCAGCAGAUGCCCAGAGCAUUCGUACGGAGGGAGAGGCCAUCUUUGUCCUGAAGCACCUGGCGGCCACAUCCUGGGAGAGCGCGCUGAAUGCGUCUGCAUGCAAGGGCUUCCAGGCGACGGCCCUCCACAUGCAGAGGGGGAACGUUGUGGUCAUCACGCUUUACCUUUUCCCCGGGGGCAAGCUCGGGGGCAUCAACACUGAGCACCGCCGCUCGGUCGGGCGCUUCGUCAAGACGCUUGCCGACCCCUGGGUCAUCAUCGGAGAUUGGAAUACCAGCAUGGACAAGCUGCAAGCCUCUAAAUCUAUGAAGCUGCUGGAUGGCGUCCUCAUCAAGCCUGAUGUGGAAGUCACUUGCACCACAGGGCCGGGCAGCUCCCUCAUCGAUUUCGCGUUUGCGAAGCGUGGCUUCGAGGGGUCGUUGAAGCUGCGAGCCUGCCAGCAGGCCCCAUGGAAGACACACGUGGGCCUCGAGCUGGUCAUCGCCAGCGGCCACGACCAGUGGCGGCACCAG